This is a messenger RNA of Triticum turgidum subsp. durum (durum wheat), 1170 nucleotides long. NCBI's taxonomy places the organism in Eukaryota, Viridiplantae, Streptophyta, Magnoliopsida, Poales, Poaceae. The record is from the annotation of a GenBank genome assembly.
AUGGAGGAGAUCAGGAGUGAUGACAUGGAGAAGCAAGAUGAAGUUAUGUUACCUGGCUUCAGGUUUCAUCCAACUGAUGAAGAGCUCGUCAGGUUCUACCUCAAGAGGAAAAUCCAGCAGAAGUCUCUUCCGAUUGAGCUUAUCAGGCAGCUAGACAUCUACAAGUUUGAUCCAUGGGAUCUCCCAAAACUAGCAAGCACUGGAGAGAAGGAGUGGUAUUUCUACUGCCCAAGGGAUAGGAAGUACCGGAACAGCACAAGGCCUAACAGGGUGACCGGAGCAGGCUUCUGGAAGGCCACCGGAACCGACAGACCAAUCUACUCCUCCGAUGGAAGCAAGUGUAUAGGCUUGAAGAAGUCUCUCGUCUUUUACAAGGGUAGAGCAGCCAAAGGUGUCAAAACAGACUGGAUGAUGCAUGAGUUUCGGCUGCCAUCACUCACCGACCCUUCAUUGCCGCAGAAGAAGCCACUGGAGAAGACCAUUCCACCAAAUGAUUCGUGGGCAAUCUGCAGGAUUUUCAAGAAAACCAACGCCACAGCGCAGAGGGCGCUCUCACACUCAUGGGUCUCUCCUCCAUUACCCAACACAAAUGGGGCCUACAUACCUCCCCACUUGCAGACCACACACAGAAGUCGACACACCUCAGAGAACACAUCGUCCGCAAUGACCAACAUCAUCUCCUCCAACAUCCAGUUCAGCAGCAGUGGCUAUUUUCCAUCGAUAAUUUCCUCCUGUCAGAGCACUCUCAACAUCAUUGACAGCAUAAGCAGGCCAGCUACAUCCAUAGUUCUCCCACCAUCAGAUGCAGAGCACCAGGCCAUGAGUAUCCUGUCGGCAAUUCCGCUUGAUCUUCCGGCUGGGAUGGACAUUGCAUCGAUGGUUAUGAACGCGUCACCCAUCACAUUCUCCAACAUGGACAGAUCAGCCCCCAUGAACAUUGAGUUUGCGCAGCCGCAACAAUGCAACAACAACAACAUGAUCAGCAGAUGCGUGGUCGACCUGCCUGAUAUCGGCAACAACGUCGGCGGAGCUCCACGGUCCAUGAAUUUCCCAUUCAACAACCUGCAAGGGCCGCUUUCUGAUGACUGGAGAGCGACCGUGCCUUGGGACUCGCUCCCUUGCACCACCGAGGCCUCGACGAAUUACCAGCCGACCAAAUGCUACACUUAG